Molecule: messenger RNA, 900 nt
Organism: Mycetomoellerius zeteki
Lineage: Eukaryota; Metazoa; Arthropoda; Insecta; Hymenoptera; Formicidae
Product: luc7-like protein 3
Exons: 3
Coding region: 1-513 (170 amino acids)
Source: RefSeq, a predicted model, not a curated record
AUGAUAUGCUCGAACGAGUCACGAACAGUGUUAGCUGGCGCCAAUACGACGUCCUAUAUUUGCGAGGAGUACGAAAUUGUCGUACGAAUAGUGGAUCGUGGACUGGAUGAUGGCACUGGUGAUGGCCAGAAGAAUCGAGAGGAAGAGAGAAGAGGAAAGAUAGAGACGAAGAGAGGGCGAAGUGAAAGAGAAAGAAAAAAAAAGGAAGAAGAGAAAGAAAGAGAAAAAAAAGUUAGAGGACGAGAAAGGAAAGGGAGUUUAGGUCGAGAAGCGGCAUCACGGAACGGCGCGACGCGACGCGGAGGGUCGAGGGAAGAAAAGAGGCCGAGGCGGGAGAUCGGAGAUCCGAAAGCUCGGAGGAAAUACGCUGGCACGGCAGACGCGCGGCGACGAGAUAUCAAGAAGACGGUCGGUACAGGACGUGUGCGCUUUAUCACGAAGGGAAAACCAAGGUCGCGGCUACUAUCAUGGACUACCGAAAGUGAAGCGUAUCGAUUAGAAGAGCGAGCAUAACGCAAUCAAAUGUCAAACGUAAUACGCCGUGCAUUCGAUCUAAUGAUUUAUCCUUGACAGGAAAAAUCAAGGAAAAAAAGAGAAAAAAAAGGAGAAAGGCCCAGUACUUCUCGGAUCUCCUGUGAUAGAAUCCGUGGUCCCAAUUGGAGCAUGCUCGGCAGAUUGCAGUUGAUACAGUUGCACGCGUAGCACCGUUACGUUUUCUAUGCAAUAAUCGUCGUUGUGUCGUAACAUAUCGCCGCUCGUGAUUUUUUAUCAAGUUUAUCCUUCCCUUCCUCGCCCUCUCGAUAUCAAUCGACCGCCCCGUAUCUCCCGCCCACCCUGCACACACACACACACACACACAUACACACACACACACACGCACUUACACACACAUACACACAU